AUGAGUAACUCUGAUCGUGAGUGGAUGUAUGCUAGAAUACUGGAAGAUGGAUUCAUAAAUCCAAAGUUUAUUGAUGGAGUUGAGAACUUUGUUGCAUUUGCAAAAGAACAUCCACAGUGCAUGGAUGGUGAGAAGUUAAGAUGUCCUUGUAAUCAUCGUAAGUGUCGAAAUAAAAAUAUUUUGGAUGAGUUUACAAUUAUGACACAUCUAGGAACUUAUGGCUUUGUACCGGAUUAUUACCGUUGGUAUCACCAUGGAGAAAGUUAUAUUUCAAAUCCAAGUGUGCUUAACGAUCAUCAAGAAGAAGCUUCUGGUGAAACCGUGAAUCCUCAAUCCCAUAAUGCAUUCCGGUCAAUGGUUUUUGAUGUUGCUGGGCCUUCUUAUAAUGGUAACGUGGAAGAGGACCCAAAUCCAACAACACAACAUAUUUAUGAUAUGCUCAAAGCAUCGGAACAAGAGAUUUGGACGGGAAAUCCACAUGGACAUACACAAUUGUCUGUUGUUGCUCGUUUGUUGAAUCUUAAGGCAGAACAUCAUUUUUCGGAAAGGUUGUAUGAUGAGUUAUGUCAGUUUAUAUCAGAAUUGAUGCCAAGUGAUAACAAAAUGAUCGAUAGCUUCUAUGGUACUAAAAAGCUAAUGCGGGGAUUAGGCUUGCCAGUCGAGAAGAUUGAUUGUUGCAAAAAUGGAUGUAUGCUUUAUUGGCGUGAGGACAGUGAACUAAUCAAUUGCAAAUUUUGCUCUCAUCCUCGAUUUAAGAGAUCAAAACAUCAACGUUCCAAGAAGAAAACUAAUAUUUCUUAUAAGAAGAUGUAUUAUUUUCCUUUAACUCCACGGCUACAAAGGUUGUAUGCAUCUAAUGCAACAGCAAAACAUAUGAGAUGGCAUUCAGAGCAUGAAAGAGAUGGUGUCAUGCGUCAUCCCUCAGACUCUCCUGCUUGGAAGCAUUUUGAUGAGACGCAUCCACAUUUUGCAUCUGAAGUUAGAAAUGUUAGAUUGGGUUUGUCUACUGAUGGGUUUCAACCGUUUGGUCAAUCAGGCCAACAAUAUUCCUCUUGGCCUGUGAUAGUUACACCAUAUAAUUUACCACCUUGGAUGUGCAUGAAAGAUGAAUACAUGUUUUUAUCUGUGAUUGUACCUGGUCCAAAAAAUCCAAAACAAAAAAUUGAUGUCUUUUUGCAACCCCUCAUUGAAGAGUUGAAAGAAUUAUGGGAGGUAGGAGUCCAAACAUAUGAUGUUUCAAGUAAAAAUAAUUUUCAAAUGCAAGUUGCAUUGAUGUGGACAAUAAGUGAUUUUCCAGCGUACUCAAUGUUGUCGGGUUGGAGUACAGCAGGAAAAUUAGCUUGUCCUUAUUGCAUGAAAGAUUCUGAUGCUUUUUCACUAUCCAAUGGUAGAAAAGUCUCAUGGUUUGACAAUCACAGAAAGUUCUUACCACCAGAUCAUACAUGGCGAAAAAACAAAAAGUGGUUCAAGAAGGGUCAAAUAGUACAUAAGGUUGCAUCUACUGAACAAUCAGGUUUACAAAUACUUAGGGAGAUUGAGGAUUUGGGACUCAUGAAAGUGACAGAACUUUGUUCUGAUAAGGUGAAUGCAAGAAUAUCAAAGAAUAGCUUAUGUGGUUGGAAGAAAAGAAGUAUAUUUUGGGACUUGCCUUACUGGAAAACAAAUCUUAUUCGGCAUAACCUUGAUGUGAUGCACAUAGAAAAAAAUGUGUUUGAUAACAUUUUUAACACCAUCAUGAAUGUUAAGGGAAAAACAAAGGACAAUGCCAAAUCUAGAGAAGAUUUAAAAGUACUUUGCAAUCGUCCAGAGUUGCAUCAGGAUGAAACUACUAAAAAGUACCCGAAAGCUUGUUACAUGUUAGAUGAUAAUGCCAAAAAAGUGCUUUGUAAGUGGUUGCAAGAGUUGAGAUUUCCUGAUGGUUAUGUGUCUAACAUGGGAAGAUGUGUUGACAUGAACAAGCUUAAACUCUUUGGUAUGAAGAGUCAUGAUUGUCAUGUAUUUAUGCAACGGCUCAUACCUAUUGCAUUUCGAGAUUUGCUUCCACGAAAUGUGUGGGAACCAUUGACAGAGUUGAGUCUUUUUUUUAAAGAUCUCACUUCUACCUCAAUAACUGAGGAACACAUGAGACAAUUAGAAAGAAAUAUUCCUCUCAUCUUGACUAAGCUUGAGCGCAUUUUUCCUCCAAGCUUCUGGGAUUCUAUGGAACAUCUUCCCAUCCAUUUAGCUUAUGAAGCACGUUUAGCAGGCCCAGUUCAAGAACGAUGGAUGUAUCCAUGUGAAAGGAAACUCCAUGGGGUGAAGUAUGAUAUCAAAAAUAAGAAUAGAGUUGAAGGUUGUAUACGCAACGCAUGUUUGGUUAAAGAAUCAUCAACACUUUGUACGCACUACUUUAAGUCAGACAUUUUGACUAGAUAUAGAAAAGUGCCACGAAAUGCGGAUGAUGGUGGGGUUGGAGAGGACCAUCCUGAAAUGUUGUCUAUUUUCAAGCAUGUUGGUCGUGGUUUUGGUAAAAAGAAAAUAAGAAGGUUAGAUGAUAGAGAAUAUCAUGCAGCUCGGACAUAUAUUUUGUUGAAUUGUGAUGAAGUGAAACCAUAUAUAAAAAUUUUUGAGGAUACCUUGAGACAAAUACAACCAUGUAUUCAAGAUAGCGAGAUUGAUGCUAAACUUGAAACAGAGUUUGCGUCUUGGUUUAAUCAAUACGCACGUGAUCCUUCAUCCGGCAUUACCAAUCAAUUCAUGAAAGAUCUUGCAGAAGGGCCACUGCAUAAGGUUCAACCCUUUAAUGGAUAUGUUGUAAAUGGUUACAAAUUUCACACUGAAGAAUACGGUUCAAAUAAAUCUACAAUGAAUAGUGGUAUAUGCAUUAAGGGCUCUAGUCACAGUGCAAAUGAGAUCGAUUAUUAUGGUAUAUUGACAGAAAUUCUGCAGCUAGAGUAUCAUGCAUUACCAUUUAAGCGAAUCGUAUUAUUUAAAUGUUCUUGGUUUGAUCCAACACCAAAACAUGGUACAAGAGUACAUCCACAAUAUAAUCUUGUUGAGGUUAACAGAAGAAGAGCGUUUAAUAAAUAUGAGCCAUUUAUUAUGGCUGUGCAAGCUUCUCAGGUGUAUUUUGAAACCUAUCCUUCAGUAAAGAGGACACAAAAUGAUUGGUUAGCUGUUUGUCAAAUAAAGGCACGUUCAAUUGUAGAUGUUCCAAAUAUAGUAGAAAAACCUCACACACUGAAUGAUCUAGCUUUUCAAGAGGAUAACAGUCAAAUGCAUGAAAUUGAGAUUUGUGAAGAUGAAACACCUUAUAUAUUGAAUGAUCCAGAUGGUAUUUUUAUUGACAUGGAGGAGGAGGAGGAAGGAGAGAGGGAAGAGGAAGAGAGGGAGAUGGAAGAAAAUGAUGAGGCUAAUGACAAUGAUGAUGAGGAGGAGGAGGAUAAUAUGAGUGAUACGCCAUCAUCAAAUGCUGGUUCUCCUACUGGUCCUUGUACUCCAACCACUCCUAGUACUCCAGAUGUCUCUAUUGGGUCUACUAGUUGCUCAUCAACAUCUGCUCGGUUGGUCAUCUCAGUUGUAGUGGAAAAGUAA
Molecule: messenger RNA, 3573 nt
Organism: Solanum stenotomum
Lineage: Eukaryota; Viridiplantae; Streptophyta; Magnoliopsida; Solanales; Solanaceae
Exons: 5
Coding region: 1-3573 (1190 amino acids)
Source: RefSeq, a predicted model, not a curated record